This is a messenger RNA of Chaetomium fimeti, 2577 nucleotides long. RefSeq names its product fungal-specific transcription factor domain-containing protein. Gene Ontology annotation, biological process: regulation of DNA-templated transcription; DNA-templated transcription. NCBI's taxonomy places the organism in Eukaryota, Fungi, Ascomycota, Sordariomycetes, Sordariales, Chaetomiaceae. The record is from RefSeq and is a predicted model, not a curated record. The transcript is spliced from 2 exons. Gene Ontology annotation, molecular function: DNA binding; DNA-binding transcription factor activity, RNA polymerase II-specific; zinc ion binding. Gene Ontology annotation, cellular component: nucleus. The coding region runs from base 1 to 2577 and encodes 858 amino acids.
AUGGCGUCUGCGACGCAUAACCCGUAUCCUCGAUCUCCCAACGCCUCAGUGCGGCCCUACAACUCAUCCCUCGCCCCCUCAGCCCCUUCACCCAAACCGGCCGAGCAGUACCUAGGCGGCCCUAUGAGGCCGAGUGUGAGCAGCGCCACCCCGAGCGCAAGAUCGAACCAGGCGCCGCUGCACACCAUAGGAAUCCCACAGCCCCUCCCUUCGGUCCACAACCAUCCCCCGAACUCUUUCCAGGCCUAUACGCCCCUCACGUCCACCUCGUCCAUGAUGGAACGGGAGUCUCUACCAUCGGGGGAGUCGGUAGCCGGCACACCUCGGGCGCUUCAUGCCAACCUACCGUCCAACAACAGCAGUUCCCAGGCACAGAAGCGAGCUUACCGGCAACGGAGGAAGGACCCCAGCUGCGACGCGUGUCGUGAGAGGAAGGUCAAGUGCGACGCAACCGAGACCACCAGCUGUUCCGAAUGUUCGAGCCGGGGCGUCAAGUGCCAGUUCACCAAGGAGACCAAUCGCCGUAUGUCGUCCAUCAAGCAGGUGCAGGAUCUCGAGAAGCAGAUGGAGCGGAUCCGGCGUGAGAACCACAGCCUCCGCCGCAUGCUACAGGAACGCGACGGCCGCCAAUUCGAGAUGGACAUAGACGGCGUCGAGCAGCUGCCGCUCCAGCUACCCGAGAUCGGCCAGCAACCCAAGCGAAAGAAGAGGCCGGCGGGCGUCCACGACCUUGCCAGGGCGAGAUCGAACCUAAGGAGCUACGCGCGGGGAAUAUGGAAGCCCCCGGCCCCGUAUCGACAAUCUGCGGCGCCCGAACUGCGAGACUUCCAGCAGCUCCUGCCGCCACGACGGACCACUGACGAGCUGAUGCGGUCCUAUUACACGUCGAUACAUUCGGUAACCCCCAUCUUGCACUGGAACACGUUGACGCAGACGGUCGACGGCCUGUACCGGCCCGGGAACCCGCUACGCGCGUCUCAGGCCUUCAUGUCCGUCUUCUUCGCUGUCUUGACGGUCGGCCGACUCUUCAUGGCAGAAAACGACCAGAACCGUGCAUACUCGGCCACCCAGCUACUCGAAACGACACGGACACUGAUCGACCCGUGGAGCGACGAAUAUGAACUGGACGACGCACGCGCGCUGGUGCUGGUCACCAUGGCCUUGAACGAGCUGAACCUGAAGUCGGCGGCGUGUAGCUGGUUGGGACGUGCGGUCAGGGUAGCCCAGGACCUGGGCCUCUACACCGAGCCGGGGACGGCAUCUUUCGUCGAGGCCGAGAUGCGCAGGCGAACGUGGUGGACGAUCUAUAUUCUCGACCGGAGCCUAGCAAUCGAACUCGGGAGACCCAUGCUCAUCGACGACUCGGACUGCGAUGUGUCCCUGCCAGCAGCCGUCGACGAUCAUCACUUGUCGGACCGCGGCCAGAGGCUCCCGGACGGCGCCGAAGGGCUCACGCAUUCCCUACUCGCCGUCGUCAACGUUGUGCGUUCGUACACGGCGUUGAGCAGGGCGCUCUCCUCACCCGUCAUCGCACCCACCCGGCUCGCGACCUUCGAUCAGCAUUUCAUCUCGUGCCGACGCGCGUUCCCGCCGGCCUGCCAGCCCACGAGCAGCGUGUCCCUCAUGCCCUCGUUCACAAACCCCUUGAUCUACCUUCUCCACGCCCGGCUUCUCCUCCAUCGGCACAAUCUCCUUCCGUCAUGUCCCCCCGACGUCCGUUUAGCAGCGACCGAGCAAUGCAUGCACACGGCGCUCGAUACUGCGGCCCUCCUCGCACGUACGCCGAUCCGUAUGAUUGCCCAAGGCGCCACCGCCCUUCUUACGACCCAUACCUUCCGUUGUACCCUCUUCCUGCUCCUCACGGGCUGCUUCGAACAAGCAUUCGAGUGCAUCCGUGUCCUGGCCGCCAUCAACGACCACCGCGAUGUGGCCGUGCCCUGCGGCCGGUACCUCGACUUCUUCGUCUCUGCCCUAGCCUCCCGACGGGCCGAGAUCGUCACGUACCUCUCGCAGGCCCCCUCGCCCACCCACCCUCCGUCGCCAUACGGCCCGCCGCCGCCCCAGCGACCUUCCCAGGCAGCGGUCAACGAGGCCCUUUUGCGCGACGAAGAGCUGCUCGCAUACGUGAGCGCUGACCUGCAGGCGGGGAUGGAAACGGCAUGGGUCUGGGCGGGCAGCAGCGAACGCGAAGUGCCAGCACCGGUAACCGUGUCUGGGAAGCCCGGCCUGUUCGGAGCCGAAGCACGGUCUAGCCUGACGAGUGAGGAGAGGUGGGAUUGGGGACAAGGGGUGGAGGGCUGGGAGAGGCUGGAGAGCUCGUUGAGGAGCAUCAGCAUCAGCACCCACACCCACACCCUCAUCCGCAGCAGCACCAAUCCCAUCAUCAACACCAACAUCAACACCACCACCAACAACACCAACAACACCAUCAACAGCACCAGGCAUGGAAUACUUCUGCCCCGGCACCGCCACCACUCCCGCCUGUCUUGGCACCGCACCACCAGCACCAGCACCAUCACCAACCGCAGCAGGAGAGGGGAAUCAAAAUGGAGAUGGGCGGGCACGAUGCGCGGGUAG